GUUUCGAACCGCGCCUGAAAGCGCUCACAUCAAGCUUCGUGCGGUGCAAGAGGAGAACGCUUCAACACACUCAACGCUAAAGAUUCACAACCAAUCUGAAAAAUGGCUGGAAUGAGCAGAGUAUCCAUCCUCAAGAUCAUCGAACUGGUCCUGGCCUGCGUCCUUAUUGGAUUGCACUACCACAGCUUUGAGGCUGCCGACCUCCAUGCCCACUUGAUCAUUUCAGCUACCUUUGGUGGAUUCGUCAUUAUCCUGGCUGGUAUCUUUGCAGGCAUCAUUGCUGGACAGCCGAUGCCCAAGCGUGUGGAUAUGUUCUACAGCCUGUGCGCCGUGGCCCUGUUCGCAACCAGCGGUAUCAUGACCAUCCAGUACUACAACAACCAGUGGAUCACCAUUGAUAAGGACAAGAAGAACAUUGGAAUCGCUAAGGGCUCCAUUUCGAUCAUCAAUGCAGUUAUUUUCCUGCUCGACCUUGUCUUCACUUUCCGCGAUUAGAAAUUUAAAGAAAAAAAAAUGAGCGAAAACUAUCACGUGUUCAGAAAUAUUUUUGCAUUUUAACUUUUCACGUGUUGCACAAACAAUACUUAUUGGUACAAACACUACAAACUGUUGAGAAGUGGAAAAUUUUAUGGAUGAUAUUUAAAGGAAUGGAAAUCUUUAAUUCUUGUGUCUAGUAGUUUAGGCGUUUUAAAACUUCUGCAAUGAUCUUUGGAUGAAAUUAUAUUAUAUCAAAAUAGAGAGCUAUGUUGAAAAGAUAAACUACAUUGACUGAGAUUACAUCACAGAGCUCUGACAAAAAUGCAUGUCUAACGUAAGUCUGCUAAGCUGAAAGCUAAUAUUACUUCAGUAAGAAAUCUGAUUUUUAUAUUACGUGUUUCUGAAAAAAAUAAAGUUUACACACCUUUAAAUCUUUAA
Molecule: messenger RNA, 915 nt
Organism: Cloeon dipterum
Lineage: Eukaryota; Metazoa; Arthropoda; Insecta; Ephemeroptera; Baetidae
Exons: 4
Coding region: 103-495 (130 amino acids)
Biological process (GO): septate junction assembly
Cellular component (GO): plasma membrane
Source: RefSeq, a predicted model, not a curated record